Messenger RNA from Aphanomyces astaci, 2151 nucleotides. RefSeq lists its product as hypothetical. Lineage: Eukaryota; Oomycota; Saprolegniomycetes; Saprolegniales; Verrucalvaceae. The coding region runs from base 10 to 1929 and encodes 639 amino acids. The transcript has a single exon. The record is from RefSeq and is a predicted model, not a curated record. Gene Ontology annotation, cellular component: cytoplasm.
AUUUCAAACAUGGUGGCAGCUUCGAUUCCGGUGACCAUCUUGACGGGGUUCCUCGGCGCUGGGAAGACGUCCCUCUUAAACAAUCUUCUCUUGCAGCAGCGCCAACUGAAGAUCGCUGUGAUCGAGAACGAGUUCGGCGAAGUGGCAAUCGACAACGACCUCCUCGUGUCGAAUGCGCUGAGUGUCGCGGACAAGGUGAUUGUGCUCGAGAAUGGCUGCAUGUGCUGUACGGUGCGCGGAGACAUCUUGGGUGCGUUCGCUUCCAUCGCUGAACAAGUUGCGAGCGGACAUCCCCUGGACAUGGUGCUCAUCGAAACGACGGGCAUGGCUGACCCACUCCCCAUCGUCCGCACCAUCACCCAAACGCCGAGCAUCACCGCGUCGUUCCACAUGAAAGGCGUCGUGACCCUCGUGGACGCGUGCAACAUCCUGACUCUCCUUGGCAGCGACAACGCCGAGGCUCAGUCCCAGAUCUCCCUGGCGGACCUCGUCAUCCUGUCCAAGGUCGACCUCGUGCCGCACCCGCAUGUCCACCGCGACAUCGCGGCGCGCAUUCGAGACCUCAACCCGACCGUGCCCAUCUUGCCGUGUGUCCGCGGCGAUUUGGAUUUUACCGCCAUGUUCGAUCGCCUGUCUGGCUUUGACUUGACCAAAGUAGAAGACUCUUUCGACAACUCUACCACCGACGACCACAACCAUCAUGACCACGCUUGCCACGACCAGUGCGAUCACCAUCACGGUGACAAUAGACACACUCAGACCAAAUCGUUUGCGAUCGUCGAGCCCCAUCUCGUGGUAGAUCCGUUUCUGUUUGCGCACUGGAUGCGCCGCCUUGUCUUGCCCUCCAAGGACUCUAUUGCGAAAAACGUCGUACUCUAUCGGUCGAAGGCCAUCUUAUCCGUCGCGGGGAUGACAAAUAAGCUCGUGUUCCACGCCGUGGGCGAUGUCGUGGAUCGCGAAUGGCUCGACGUGCCCGCCGUCCAUGGGUGCAAGAUUGUGUUCAUCGGCCGCAACCUGGACGAACGCCAAGUGCGCGCCGACUUUGACGCGUUGCUACGACCACACCGCCCCAUGAUUGUCCCUGGCACUUCAAGUGCCACGUCCGAGCGAUUCACCGCGAUGCACGCCGCCGAUCCGCACCUCGUCCAUCGCAUCAUGGAGUUUGCCACGUCGAAAGACGUUGUGCGCGUCGCAAGCACGUGUCGAACGCUGCACUUGGCGCUCACGAACUUGCAGCACCCUCGUUCAAGUUCGUCGUGGCUUGGAUUGGCCCACGAUCCUCGCCACGGCGGACCGUACCUGCACCCCGGGGUGGCGUUGCCCAACAUCCCAACGUACAUGCGCGCGUACGAGGCGGCGAACGUCGAGUUCGUGCCCUUUGGAGGCCUGAAAUUCCCCACGGCGGCCCACGUCGACGCCGCCGCAGUUGCAUGGCUCGAGCUCGCGCGCUUGGCAGAACCGUCGUGUCGAUCGUACGCGCUGGAUUUCACGUGGCGCCCAGAGACCAUCGCCGCGUUUUUCGGGGCGCCCACACCCAUUCAAACGAGCUCAGCUUUGGUGAAAAUCGAGUAUGACGUGGCCGCGUCCGACGACUUUGACGAAGCCGCGACAGAUAUCUUGCGCUUUCGGGUGUUUUUAAUCCCGGCCGUGUCGGGGGAUGACGUGGCAGGCUACCGCCUCGUGUUUCAACUCACGGGGGGCCGCACGUCGUCGCAGGUGUACCAGAUCUCGUUCCAUUCUAUCCAUCCGGCGUUCCAAGUGCAUGUGGCCGUGCCCGAUCACCGCGUACCCCGCGCUGAGACCAAGGAAGUGUUCUACCCUGGCCAUCCAUUGCUGCAUGCCGUCCAGACAGAGCACGCGCUGCGGUUUGUCGUGCGCGUGAAACCCGACGGCAGUGGCCCCCUCGGUGAAAUGUGUGGCUGCUGUUGAUCGGUCAGGAAUCGAGACAACCACGCGCCUCGCGUUGAGUCUGUUCAUACGACUAACUACUAGUACAGUAUAGGGAAUGCAUACUAGUAGCAUACUAGUAGUGUAGAGGAUGCAUGCUAGUACCGGUAGAUUAGAAAUGCAUACUAGUAGUGUAGAGAAUGCUCCUAAUAAUAACAUUGGGGGGUGCUCUGUAACGAUGAAUACCCAAACAUAUAUACUUCA